Molecule: messenger RNA, 2640 nt
Organism: Chilo suppressalis (striped riceborer)
Lineage: Eukaryota; Metazoa; Arthropoda; Insecta; Lepidoptera; Crambidae
Source: the annotation of a GenBank genome assembly
CGAUUUCUGCUGCCUGCCCGCUGCCUAAAAUAACAAAAAAAUACUCGCAGCUUUUGUCAUAAAUAUUCUUUACUAAUUUAAAACCACGUCAUGGCGUCAUUAGAUCUUUUAACUCCUCAUUUAUCGAAGAUAAAAAUACCAAAUGCGCAGCAGCUAAUUUACAAAGAUGAAUGCGUGUAUUCUUUCGACAACCCGGAAUCCGAGACUGGACUGUAUGUGUCACUGGUCUCCUUCCUUGGUUUUGGACGCAAUUAUGUUGAACAAUAUUUUCAGAAGACAGGCAAUGCUGUCUUUCUCCACAUUUAUAGAGAGAAGAAACCAGUACCAGAACCGGAGAAAACUGGAGAUGGUCCCGAAAAGAAGAUCACGCGUCUCGCAAUAGGAGUUGAAGGCGGUUUUGAUCCUGACAGCGGCCGGCAGAAGUUCACGUAUACAGAUCACUAUGCUGUGAUCGUAUUGCCCGGCUUUCACACCUACCCCUGGCCUAACCCAGCUCUACCAGAUGUGGUUCAGAAGUCGGUUCAAGCUGUGAUUGACGCAGAAUCGCCAUUCAAAAUUGCUGAGAUGGAAGCAUUAGCUGGCACUUGGGAUGGGGAGGUUCGGGAAGUGUCUGUACAUGCAGUUAAUCUGAAGCAGUUGGACAAUGGCGUAAAAGUGCCGCCUUCUGGUUGGAAGUGCGCCAAAUGCGACCUCACUAACAACUUGUGGUUAAAUCUCACGGACGGCACCAUACUUUGCGGCAGACGAUUCUUUGAUGGUUCCGGAGGGAAUGACCAUGCGGUGGAGCACUAUCGCAACACAGGCUACCCUCUAGCGGUGAAACUGGGUACUAUUACGUCAGACGGCAAAGGCGAUGUCUACUCGUACGCGGAGGACGAUAUGGUGGAGGAUCCGUUCUUAGCGGACCACCUAAAGCAUUUCGGAAUUAAUGUUCAGCAGCUACAGAAGACGGACAAAUCUAUGGUGGAAUUGGAGCUGGAACUAAACCAGCGUAGUGGGGAAUGGAACACUCUGCAGGAGUCGGGCAGUGAUUUGAGGCCUUUGCACGGGCCCUCGCUCACUGGCCUCAAUAACCUAGGCAACACUUGCUACAUCAACAGUGUGGCACAGGUUAUAUUCCGCAUGCCGGACUUUGUAAGGCGAUUCGUUGAGGGAGCACCAGAGAUUUUCUCCAACUUCCCUGAAGAUCCAGCCAAUGAUUUUAAUGUGCAAACGGCGAAACUGGGUGUCGGUCUACUAUCCGGUCGUUACUCGUUCCCGGCCGAAGAAGGGGGGCGUCAACCGGGCGUUUCUCCCCAGAUGUUCCGCCAGCUAGUUGGUCGAGGGCAUCAGGAGUUCAGCACUAAAAGACAACAAGACGCCCACGAGUUCUACUUGCAUCUACUCACUCUUAUGGAGCGCAACAGCCGACACAAACCAAACCCGGCAGAUUGCCUCAAGUUCUCCGUCGAAGAGCGCAUACAAUGCACCGAGUCAAACGGGGUGCGGUACACUCAACGGCCCGAACACCAUCUCCCAUUGCCAGUGGCUGUCCACGCGGCCACCAAUGCGGCUGAAGUACGCCAGUACGAAGCUAGAAGAACCCAGGCAGAAGCCAGUGGACAGAGACUUGAUCCGUCGCUGGUGGUGCGGCCCCACAUCCCGUUCCAGGCGUGCCUGGACAGCUUCAUGAAGGAGGAGAUCAUUGAGCAAUUCUACAGCAGCGCCGUCAACAAGAAAGUAGCCGCGCGCAAAAUUACCCGCCUGGCUACGUUCCCCGACUAUCUUCUUAUUCAACUCAAGAAGUUCACAAUAAAGGAGGACUGGACGCCCGCCAAAUUGGACGUCGCCGUCGAUAUGCCUUGGGAGGUAGAUCUAAAUUGUCUCCGCGGGCGUGGUCAGCAGCCAGAAGAAACGCCGUUGGCAGAUGCGGCGCCCGAUACUCCCGCCCCCACUUACAAUGAAAACCUACUCUCAGAACUGUUGGAGAUGGGUUUCCCCGUGGAAGCGUGUAAAAAGGCAUUAUACUACACGAACAACUCGAGUAUGGAGGCCGCCUCCAAUUGGCUCAUGGAACACAUGAACGACUGGGACUUUGCCAACAAAUUCGAUCCGCCCGGCUCACAGCCUGCCGCGACCGGUGGUAUAGUCGCGGACGAAUCGAGCGUGCAACAGAUAAUGGGCAUGGGCUUCACCCGGGAGCAGGCGGCGCGGGCCCUGUCCUGCACCGGCGGGGACGUCGGCAGGGCCGUCGACUGGAUCUUCAGCCACGCGCACGAACUGGACGCGUCUGAGCCCGGCCCUGGCGUUGGCGCCGAGCCCGCGCGACCGGACCGCACGCUCGGCUGCAGGGACGGACCUGAGAAGUACAAGCUGAUCGCAUUCAUAUCGCACAUGGGCACAUCGACGAUGGUUGGACACUACGUGUGCCAUGUACUGCACGAAGGCCGAUGGGUCAUAUUCAACGACAAUAAGGUUGCUCUCUCAGAAAACCCUCCAAAAGAUCUUGGCUACUUAUAUUUAUAUGAAAGGCUGUGAUGUUAAAAUUAUGCAUAAUGAUUGUACCAAAAAUCACUGGCACACAUUUACUAUAUGGGAUAAGAAUUUAUUGUUAGACUGCAUUGUGUGUAAUAUUUUAUAUGAAAGGCAUUACAUUUUAGG